UUUUUUUUUUUUUUUUUUCAUUGUUAAGGACGCGCUGGAAUGUGAUGGUUUGAUUUCAGACGGACCAGGGAGGGAAAUAUCCACACAGCGAAAGGACCGAGGAAAAAAAGGAGGAAGAGGGGAGCAGAUACCCCCCACCCUCAGCUCUCUCUCUCUGGUCUGCUCUGAGGAUUUGUGGGAGAAAGUUGUGGAUUAAACCGCUGCUUGUUUAGUUUUUCUUUUUUCUCCCCCUCUGUCCCGGCGGUGGAGGAGCCACUAAGGUAUUAAAAAAGAGGGGGAAAAAACUCCAGUUUACUUGAAUGUGUUUGGGGUUUGGCCCGGAAAUGUGUUCGGGGAGUCAGACAGCGGCUUCCUGAGUUGGACCGAGCCGGUUGGGACUGCAGAAGUCCGAACUGCGGCAAGUUUUCCAGCCGUCCUCCUUCUCUUCGCCUUUCUGCUCUGCUUUCCAGCCUUGCAGAUGACAGAUUUGUCUGCUAAACACCACUCCGAGGAAACUUUCAAGACUUGAAGAGGCAUCUGGAAGAAUACGAGAAAACAAAUUGCUAAAAGGAAACAGCUUUUAAGGCUUAGAGUCCCUGUCACACAGAUGUGGAACCCUAAACGCUCUGUUGUCAAAUAAUCUGGAUAGCAGAACAAACCCAAGUGAUCCGUUACAUAGAACGUCGCAGCCAUGUCGGAACAUAAAGACAUGACACACCGCCAUUUAAGGCACAAGCUACAGAGUCUCAGCAGAAGACUGGAUGAACUGGAAGAAGCAACCAACAAGCUGCAGAAGUCGGAGGAUGAGCUGCUUGAUCUGCAGGACAAGGUCAUCCAGGCAGAGGGCAGCAACUCAUCGCUUCUCGGUGAUGUGGAGUCCCUGAGGAAGCGUCUCUUGAAGAUCCAAGGGAAAGAUGAAGAGGUACGCAAAGCCGAAGACCUUUGUCGCACAGUUAGAGAGAAACUGGAAGAAGAGGAAAGCCUCACCAAGGAGCUAAAGGCAGAGAUUGAACGCCUGCAGCGGAGGAUGGCUGAACUGGAGAAACUGGAAGAAGCUUUUGCUAAAAGUAAGUCUGAUUGUAGCCAGCUCUGCCUUAGCCUCAAYGAGGAGAAGAACCUGACCAAGAAGCUCUCCUCUGAUUUGGAAACACUCAAAGUGCGUUUGAAGGAAGUGGAGGGUUCUGAGACAAAGCUGGAGAAAGCAGAGCAGGCUUUGGCUAUGGAGCUGGAGAGACUGAAGGGGUUAACUCAGGCCUUUGUCUGUGAGCGCAAGCGACUAAUGGAGAAGCAAAAGGAAGAUGAGAAGACCAUUCUAAAGCUGACGGAAGAAAAAAAGAAAUUGCUUGGUAUGUCGGCAGAUCCUAGUCGUGCUGAUUUCAUGAGUUCAAGAAUCGAGGAUGAGUUAUCGUCUGGAUUUUUCACAAAUAAACUGACUGGAUACAAGAAAAGCAUUGAUCCCUUAAAGCUGACAGACGAMAUCAGCAUUGUCAACAAAUCUCACAAGAAGAAAAACAGUGGUCUUGAGGGCUCGCAGGAGGAAGACAACAAAGUAAAGGAGUUGACGCAGGAAGUAGAGAGGCUGAAGAACCGCCUUAAACAGCUGGAGAUCGUGGAGGAAGAUCUGAAGAACUCGGAGUUCAAAAAUGGCGAACUUCACGAGAAGUUCCAGAGGGAACAAAACCGAGCUCAUCAGCUGAGCGAGCAGUUGGAGCAGCUAAAGACGCAGAUCUGCGGGAAAGCUGGGCUUGGAGGAAAUGGAAUCAGCACUCUGGAUGAACACGGCAAUGGAAGCACCAACAGUCCUAAGUUCUURGAGAACGGUAAAGCUGAGAACGAGGAGGUCGCUGUGAAGGUGGGUUUCAGACAAGAGAAACCUAAAUACAGAAGUGCGGCAACGGCUUCAGAACCGAGUUCCCCCAAGCGCAGUAACAGGGAGCUCUCGCCUCAGCAUAAGAGAGAGACAAAACUGAGGAGCAAAGACCCGAGCUACUCCAAGGUUAGUUCUCCGAGUUCUGUGAGGAGAGCUCUCAGUCCUGCCAUGAAGAGCAAAAGGACACCGAAAGCCCAUACUGCUAUGAUCUCAUCUGAUAACGGAAUACAAGACACAGCACGAGUCACUGAAGAAAAGCUGAGGGGAGCUCCRUACAGCUCAGUAAACUCAACUACUACUGAUGUUAAAAAGUUGUCUGUUCUGAGUCGCUACCCUCCAGCAGCUAACGAUCAGAAGUCUCAAAGCACAGGGCACAAACAGGCUGACGGGGAGAUGAAAAGCAGCAGAGAGAGGUUUUCGAAGCGAUAUGUAGGUAGUGAUAGCGAGUCCAACAACUCUGAUGCAGUGCCUGAAAGCUCCAAUAACAWGAAUAGCGUCUCUGCACUUGAGAAGGUGUCUGUUUCCGCCCUAGAUCAGGACUCUGCAGACCAGGUUCAGGAAUCUGCGUUUGUGGCAUCCACCCUGUCCAAAACCAACGGCUCAUACACAGCCUGCAGAUCUCGCAUCACUCCAGUCCCGCCCACUGAUCAGGGGUCAGACGGUCAUUCCUCUGCUUCGGAAACAGAAUCCAACAGCUCCAGGCCUUCUGAAGUGGAACGUGUAACUGAGACGAGUGCCACUAUAGGCGAUAGGACUGCACCUUCCAGGUAUACGAGGUACUCUCAUUCAGAGGGGUCGUCUUCUAGGAGCUCAUUUGACGAGGAGCUGCACAGUAGGACUCAGUUAUCAGACGUAGGACAACAUACCCCAUCAGCACUUGAGAUCCAGAGGGUGUUCAGCCCAAGAGAGUCUCUGAGGUCGAAAGCUGUUAUUAAGCCCGCCAUUGUGGAGAUCGACAGGAAAGAAGUGAUGAUUUCAGAAUAUUUGUCUACAAAUGGCAAGCCCAAGAUCUCCACCAAGCCAGCGGUCACCACCGCAAGUAAAAUGACCAGUAGUAUAACGAUCUACCCCAACGACCCGAGCUCCUCCAGGACGAGCAGCAGCAGCUUGUCCAGCGAGCCGACGCCGGUCAGAGAACGCCACACAUCUACGAGUAACAUCCUUAUAGGCCCCAGCAGUGACCACCACGGCAGCGUUUCUGUCCCGUAUGAGAUAUCAAUACCCAAGAGUGAGAUCCCCUUGCGUUCGUGCCAAGACCAGGACUGCGGUGCAUACGACCACUACGAUCCCUCGYUGAGGUCCAAACCCCACAACUCUUCCCGGGUGGAGACCACCACCAGUCACGUGUGCUGCCAGCGCAGCAGCUUCAGCCUCCAGUCUGUGGACUCCACCUCCUCAGACUUCAACGACACAGAGUCGGGCUUCGAGAGCAGCGGCAGCAGCAUGACCACGGUCACCAGCUGGAGGAGCCAAAGACAAAACGCGCACUCCCAGGAAGACAGUUUACCAGACAUGAAGAAUGUGACUAUGAGGAGCACGUGGAGGAACAGGCUCACCACGUCGGUGGACGACGCGGGUCAGGAACGAGUUGGUACCAAGGCGCUGACAGACGGUUUGUCUGAAGAUGAAGCUGAAGCUGGUACUACAUGGAGAGCAUAUCGGGCAACUACUUUUGACACCGAGGAGACUGUAAACACUGAAGGUGGGGCUGGUGGGAGCAUGUCGUCRCAGAAAGGAACCAAGGCAUCUCCUGCAGAGGUGUACAUGCGUAAAAUAAACAGUUCAGUCACGAACACCAAGGAAACAGAGGAACCGACGUUUCGACGAAGCAGGAGCUCUCAGUCUUCCACUAUGGAAACUGGAGGUCUGGGAAGAAUCGUCCCCCACGCACCUGUUACCUCACAGUCCUGGAACCGAUCACACUCUGUGCAAACACAGGCUAAAGAUAACCACAACCCCAGUUCUAAUCCGAGCCUCAGCCCGGCCUCUUGGAGACGGCAGCCACCCAGCAGCGAACCACAACACCUGGGGAGCUCUUAUGACCGGCUGACCAAGACAGCGGGAGCCUCCUCCAGAGGAGGGGAUCUGUGGUCCAGCCGAGGUCAAGGAACGGGAACCAGAGCCGAGGGGAGGAGCGGAGCGGGAAGCAGACCAUGGAGCUACCGUCAAUCUGAGCAUCAUUAGAUGACAUGCAGUAUAACCAGAAAUAGCACUCUGUUCAACUCAACAUCUCAAGCAGGGCCAAACACUCGUCUUCCAUCAACUAAAGGCUACAAUAGAAAACCACCAUCUGCAGCUUUGUCCUACAAAUAAAGCAAAUCAAGUAAAAGUUGAGACCACAGACUCGACCCCGAAUGUGACUCUGAAGAGCCCCAAGCCUCUGCAGCCUCAGUCGGAGGUUUCCUCUUCUGCUUCCUGUUGGAUGUAUCAUAAUGUAACCCCCCAAACCUGACAAGGGAGAGGCUGACUUGCUGGGGAGGCCUGAGGAUUUUCCUGCAUGCCAGAGAGGUUUUAAAGAGUUCAUGAACAGAGGACUAAUGAGGGUUAGAAUGAUUUUUUUUUUUUUGUUCAGUUUUUUCCACAGAAACAUUACGAUAACCUAAGUGGGGGUGAAUUUUGGAGCAUUUGCUUCAGGAUCUUCACAUUUCCUCAUCACUGAAAGAGGAAAGUCUCUUUCUUCAGUCAGCAGCGGUGCAGUUUGUGUCAUUCAUCUCUGCUUCACAAGGCUGGGUCAUCAUGUAGUACCAAACAUCUUUUUAUUUUAAAUGUGACCAAAAACAGGAAGCGAAUUACCCUUUUUUUAAUUUAAUUUUUUCUUAACUCUUAAUAUUACCAUUUAACAUAAUAGUUCAAAAGAUGGCUCACGUUUCUCUGUUCGCAUAAAUACAAACAACCCAUGCUCCUACUAUCUGGCAUGUUGUGACCUUCAAAAGUGAGCUCCAUUAGAGCUGCGACAUGCUUUUUGCAUGUUUUUAACUAAUAUAUGAAAAGUGCUUGAAA
Messenger RNA from Austrofundulus limnaeus, 4849 nucleotides. It is a transcript of the gene luzp1, whose product is annotated as leucine zipper protein 1. NCBI's taxonomy places the organism in Eukaryota, Metazoa, Chordata, Actinopteri, Cyprinodontiformes, Rivulidae. The record is from RefSeq and is a predicted model, not a curated record. Bases 671 to 4033 code for a protein of 1120 amino acids. The transcript is spliced from 7 exons.